Aaosphaeria arxii CBS 175.79 is the source of this 1383-nucleotide messenger RNA. RefSeq lists its product as uncharacterized. The record is from RefSeq and is a predicted model, not a curated record. Gene Ontology annotation, molecular function: fatty acyl-CoA hydrolase activity. Gene Ontology annotation, cellular component: peroxisomal matrix. The transcript has a single exon. The coding region runs from base 163 to 1155 and encodes 330 amino acids. Gene Ontology annotation, biological process: fatty acid catabolic process; acyl-CoA metabolic process. NCBI's taxonomy places the organism in Eukaryota, Fungi, Ascomycota, Dothideomycetes, Pleosporales.
CGUUCACUUGAUGAUUAGUAUUAUCAGCCGAAGCCCAAUCAUCUUGUCAGGUUUUCGUGAUCGUGCGCGUUGUUGCGACAUCGUAGGAUUCAUAUAAAUUGUGGUUGUACCCUGGUCCGAUUCUUUUAUACUACAAGGUUGCGUGAACUUUGUUGCUUCAAUAUGGCCGACAUACAACCGCCAUCUUUUGUGGAGAGCCUUGCGAUCAAGGAGGUCGGCGAACAUGAAUUCGAGACGAUUCACCCACCGCAGCGCAUGGGAAAUGCUGCCAACAUAGCCUAUGGAGGCUACACCUCAGCCAUGGCCGCGAAGGCUGCUAGCAAGACUGUCCCCGAUAAUUACCAUCUAUAUUCUCUAAUGGGAAACUUCUUGGGACCCGCACUCAACGAUCGACCUCUGCAGGCAAAGGUCCGCAUCGUUCGACAAACCCGGACCUUCGCUACGAGGCAGGUGGAAGUCAGCCAAAAACAAGACGACGGCUCAAGUCGGUCCUGCAUGAUAGCCCUGGCAGACUUCCAGGUAGCAGAGCCAGCAAGCCUGCUUGAAUAUUCGGCCCCUCCGUCACGAAAGUAUAGCCAUUACGAAGGCCUGCAAAGAGGGCCCGAGCAGAGUCAGAAACUAGUCGACGACGGGAAAGUCACGCAGAAGCAACGAGACAUCUUCACGAAAUCCUUCGGCUUGAUGAGGACGGCGUUCGAGAUGCGGCCGUGCCCGGAAGGCAUGCUUUCCCAGAACUUGAACGGCGUUGCGAAGCAUGCGAAAACUACACAGGAUCACCUACCGCUUACCGAGAAGGCUUCCGCGGAUUGGACGCGCUCCCUUAACCCUCUUUCGGACCAGGCCGAGCAGGUCGCUGCGUUGAGUUGGUUCAUGGACGGUGCUCUCUCGUUUAGUCCGUUGUCGUUUAGCCACAUGUUUCUGGAUGAUGCGGCCGCGUGCUCAUCGUUGGACUUCGCGCUGAGGAUCUUCAGCAACAACAUCGACCUCGAGAAGUGGCAUCUGAGAGAGAUCAAGACUAUCGUCGGGGCAGAAGGGAGGACCUUUAGUGAAGGAAGGUUAUGGGAUGAGCAUGGUAAAGUGGUGGCAACGGCCACGCAACAGAGCAUCAUGAGGCCCCGGAAAGAGGGAAAGGGUCCAUCAAAGAGUAAACUUUAGAGCAUCAUUGCGAUCGUAGAAAGCACCACAAGAUUUUGUCAGGGGGGAAUUGUACUAGAGAUGUAGAGUUGUUUGUAUUAUUUACGGAAUCGAAAUCUUCAGUCAAGCAAACAAAGUAUCUUCAUGCUUGGCUUCCUUCGAAUCCGUCUCUACGUAUGCCAUGUAAUUAGGUAGCCUGGCGAACUUCCAAUAUGGUAACAAUCGAAUCCGCCCCAUAUUAUUACCAAC